CACACUAUAUUCAAGACCUCCCUUCUCAAAACUAUACACGAAAAUGUCUUCUUCUAUCUCCAUCCCAACUUCUUCCAAAAUCUUACUGUGCUUCACCGUACUCUCCGCCCUCCAUUUCUUCACAGCGUUCUCGAACGAGUUCUCCGUCGGUGGCGAGAAGGGUUGGGUCAUUCCCAAAGAUGACCAGCUCUAUAAUGAUUGGGCUUCCAAGAACCGCUUCAAAGUUGAUGACAUUCUUAGGUUUGAGUACCAGAAGGAUUCAGUUAUGGUGGUGAGCAAGGAGGAGUACGAGAAGUGCCGGUCGGCUAGACCGGUUUUCUUCUCCAACGAUGGGCACACUGUCUAUAAGUUGGAGCGUCCCGGUUUGUUCUAUUUCAUCAGUGGGGUUUCAGGCCACUGCGAGAGAGGGCUGAAGAUGGUCAUCAAAGUGCUCGAAACAGAGAACCCACCUCAGUCCAGUACUCCGGCGACGGGCGGAAAUUCUCCACCGGCGUCCGGUGGUGCUAUGCCGGCCUUUAAUGCUUCGGCCGCUCAAUUUGCUUUCUUAAUCAUCUCAUUCCUUGGGACCAUCUUCAUGUGAUUCGUUUAAGUUGUGUUUGGGUUCUCAGAUUUCUUAGUCAGUCAUUAAUUAUGUCGUGUUAUUUUUGCCGUAAAGACUGAAUUCAGAUUCUUAAGGUAAUAUACAUGUUUCUUGUUUUGGUUUAUAUUCAAGUAUAUUUUUGUUUAAAUUCAUUAUAUUUUAUUUGAAGAUUGAAAAAUCGAAAUUGAUAGUUUAUUCUAAUUUCCUCAUCAUUUUGGAGUUUGUAUAUACUGC
Molecule: messenger RNA, 814 nt
Organism: Cuscuta europaea
Lineage: Eukaryota; Viridiplantae; Streptophyta; Magnoliopsida; Solanales; Convolvulaceae
Source: the annotation of a GenBank genome assembly